UAUAUAUAAAACCAAGAUUUAGAAAACACUGUAUUUCUUCUAUCUUCUCUUCUCUCCCCUUCCCGAAUUAUUCAACCUUCUUCUUGAACCAUUAAUCUACCUCCAGUUUAUGAAAGGCCUGCAGGGAUCUUCUACCUGGAAACUUUCCCGCUGAAUCCUCUGAUUCUUUCCUGGGAAAAUAUGAAUACGAGUCGCGUCAGAUCAUCCCCUGAAUUGGUUUCAGCUGGCGCCUCGGCCGAAACCAAACCAGAAGAACGCGACGAUUCCAGUUUAGAAGGCGUUGCUGCAACUGUGAAGCUGUUACUGAAACUGAUUCAAGAUCACAAAGAAGCAUGCGCCAAAGAGCAGAACGACAAGCGGCGGAUGUUGAGAGUCGCGGGAAUGAUGACGAUUCUGGAAAACGUCCGAACCCGGAUCCAAAACUGCCAGUCAUUCGGCAAGAACGCCGCCGCCGGGCUGAGGCGGUGCAACACCGAUCUCGAGAAGCGCAACGCCGCGCCGAGAGAUCAGAAGAAGGCGGCUGAAUCCAUCGACGAGAAAGAGAAGCUGCGGAAGCAGCUCACGGCCAGCCUGGCCGCUCGGAAGAGCCUCGAAGUCAUUUGCUCCAGCCUGGGAAAGGAGAAGGAGAUCAUGGUCGGAGAAUUAGCCAAGAAGGUUCAAGAAUUGAGUGAAACGGAGGAGCUUGUGAAUGAUCUAAAGGUGCAGAACGAGAAGCUGCUGGCCAAAGUCAGAGGCUACGCCGGCUCCGGCGGCGGAGGUGGUGGCGGGAGGGACGAUUUAUUUGGAAGCGCCGCCAUGCAGGAGCGGAACAGGGUGUUGACGGAGCAGGUUUUGAGGUCACUUGAAGGGUAUAAAUCGGUGAAGAGGAAGCUGAAGGAGUUGCAGGCGGAGAAAACGGCCAUGAGGGAGGCGAUGGAGGAGCUGGGUGCCGAGGUCGGCUAUGGGCUGGGAAGAAUCCGGCGAUUCAAGGAAGGCGUGUUAAAGGAGGUGGAGAGUGGAGACAAGGGUGGUGUAAAUAUUGAAGGGGAGAUAUCCAAGUUGGAGCACACGUUUGAGAGACUACAUUUGAAAGUUUCCAGGCUUAGUGCAUGAGGAAGAAGAACGAGGACGAGGUGCUAGUUUAGACUCAAAAUCUUUUAAACUAUUUUGAACUUUUCUUUUUUCAUUUCUUCUACGCGAAAAGGGGUAAGUUUAGACGGAGAAGGCGCCAUCUAUCUCUCACCCCACUUGUUAGGUUAGACUUGGUGGGACUAAUUCCACGCUGACUUUCUCCUACUACGUAAACUUAAAAGUGUCAUCCAUAUAAGACCAACAGUACCUUUCUUUGCUAGGCUUCGAUGGCAAUAUUAUCAGUCUUUGUACGAUAACUCUUGUUCCAUUUGCGCAAGCACCAACUGAUAUCUUAGUGUGUUUAACCAUAUUCCUUUAGGAGGAGAACAAGUAUAUAUCCAACUGCACUGUUGUACUAAUAAAAGGGAAUCAUCAGUUUUAACUAAUUACUGGGUUGUCUAGCUU
Molecule: messenger RNA, 1515 nt
Organism: Diospyros lotus (date-plum)
Lineage: Eukaryota; Viridiplantae; Streptophyta; Magnoliopsida; Ericales; Ebenaceae
Exons: 2
Coding region: 181-1092 (303 amino acids)
Source: RefSeq, a predicted model, not a curated record